AUGGCGGCGACCUGCGCGGGGAUGGAGCCGCCGGCGGCAUCCCCUCCCUCCCCUCCCUCCCCUGCUCCUCCCGCUGCCGCGCGGGGCUCCGCCGAGCUGGUGUGCGCGCAGGGACGGAACCUGAAGGCUGUUCUGUGCCAGCGCUGCGGGUCCCGGGUGCUGCUGCCCGGCGCCGCCACCUUCGCCCGCCGAGAGCUCCUCCUGCCAGCCAUGCGGAAGAAGGCGGCGGCGGCGGCGGGCGGCGGCGGGGACGUGGUGCGCGAGCACUGGCUGGUGCGGGACAUGUUCUCCUUCGAGAACGUGGGCUUCACCCGCGACGUGGGCAACGUCAAGUUCCUGGUGUGUGCCGACUGCGAGGCGGGGCCCAUCGGCUGGCACUGCCUCGACGACAAGGACAGCUUCUACGUGGCGCUGGAGCGCGUGGCCCACGAGUGACCGCGGCGCGGGGCCGGGGGGCUGCACGCGGCCGCCCGGAGC
Dryobates pubescens (Downy woodpecker) is the source of this 477-nucleotide messenger RNA. RefSeq names its product RAB interacting factor (gene RABIF). Gene Ontology annotation, biological process: small GTPase-mediated signal transduction; post-Golgi vesicle-mediated transport. Gene Ontology annotation, molecular function: zinc ion binding; guanyl-nucleotide exchange factor activity. NCBI's taxonomy places the organism in Eukaryota, Metazoa, Chordata, Aves, Piciformes, Picidae. The record is from RefSeq and is a predicted model, not a curated record. Bases 1 to 435 code for a protein of 144 amino acids. The transcript is spliced from 2 exons. Gene Ontology annotation, cellular component: cytosol; membrane.